Messenger RNA from Menidia menidia (Atlantic silverside), 979 nucleotides. The record is from the annotation of a GenBank genome assembly. NCBI's taxonomy places the organism in Eukaryota, Metazoa, Chordata, Actinopteri, Atheriniformes, Atherinopsidae.
UUUAGGCUAACUUAAGUCAUGAAACUUCAUCAGGUUCUCCGCAAUGUUGACAAAUUCAGGUCCGUCUUCGACUUUGGUGGACGUGAAGUCGCUCACUGGUUCCCCGGACACAUGGCUAAAGGUCUAAGGCAGAUGAAAGCCAACCUUAAGAAUGUGGACUGCAUCAUAGAAAUCCACGAUGCAACAAAUCCCUUUGUCUGGAAGAAACCCUGUAUUUCAGGACACACUGAAUGUGAAACCACAUCUGCUCAUCCUCAACAAGAUGGACCUGGCGGAUCUGUCCAACAGGCAGAGAAUCUUAAAGAAGCUUGAAAAAGUCGGCAUGGGGAAUGUGCUCUUUACAGACUGUUUAAGACAGAGAGAUGAAAACAUCAAAAAGUUGCUGCCAAUGGUGCUGCAAAUCAUUGAGAACAAGCCACGCUUUAACAGAGAGGAGAGCUCAGAUUACUGUCUGAUGGUGAUUGGAGUGCCUAACGUUGGAAAGUCCUCGCUUAUUAACUCACUGAGGAGAACAAACUUGAAAAAAGGCCGUGCCUCUCGAGUUGGUGGGGAACCAGGAAUAACUAAGGCUGUCCUGACUAAAAUUCAGGUGUGUGAGAGACCUAUGAUGUACCUACUGGACACACCAGGGGUAUUACCACCAAAGAUUGAGAGUGUGGAAACGGGCAUGAAGCUGGCUUUAUGCGGAACAAUUCUGGACCAUUUAGUGGGUGAAGACAUUAUGGCUGACUACUUGCUCUACUCCCUAAACAGACUUGGGAAGUUCAGUUAUAUGGAGAAAUAUGACCUUCAAGCACCCAGUGAUGACAUCCACCAUGUCCUUAAACACAUUGCGGUAAAGCUUAGAAAAACUCAGCGGGUCAAAGCCUUCACUGGAUUGGGAAAUAUCACGGUCACCAUCCCAAACUACACAGCAGCAGCGUAUGAUUUCAUCAGGGCCUUCAGGAAAGGAGAGCUGGGACAAGUAAUGCUGGACUGA